ACACCAAGCAAACCCCAACAUCGCGCCCAAUCGUCCCCAUAGUCGGCAUGGAGUCGGUGGAGCGCACGUUCAAGGGCCUGUCAGACGCCAAGACGCGUGUGGACCAGGCCACGCAGGAGGACGCGUCGUUUCCGGACCUGGCCGACCAGCUUAACGCUCAGUCCGAGCCUCAGAACUAUUUUUUCGAGCCAUACGCGUCGCAAUGGACCCCACAGGUGGCCAAGAAGGGCUCCGUGAUCCCUUUGCCGGGCGUGGUGGCCGCUGCUCUGGACGAUGCUAAGACAUUGUCGCUAUCCGGCCUGUUGCCGGAGAUCCGCUCAGCCUGGACGUCCGUGGACAACCGCCUCUUCCUUUGGAGCUACGCACAGCGCGGCCGCUUCGCCGCUAAAGAGUUUGACCAGGCCAUCGUGGCCGUAGGACUUGUGGCCCGACCGGCCACUGGAGUAUUCACGUCCAAAGUCCGUCACGUGCUUGUGGUGGCCACUACCGUGGAAGUGGUGCUUCUGGCCGUCGUGGCCGACGACAAUCAGCCCGAGUCCAUGAGCUUCAAGCUGCAGAGCACGAAGCUUAGUGUCAGUACGGACAAGUGUGUAGUCCGCAAGGUCGUGACGACGCGCAGUGGUCGCAUCUUCUUCGGAGGAUCCGACGGUGUGUUGUAUGAGUUCCUGUACGCACCAGAACAGAAGGCCGCGGCCGACCGCAACUCGCUGCUCGGAUCGGCCCUGACCAAUGUACCUGGAGUUGGAGCGUCGGAAGGUUGCAGGAAAGUGGCCCACACGUCCAGUUACGCGCAGUAUCUGCCGCGGUUCCUGGCCGGCCUGGCCAGCGCACCCGGCAAGGUAGUGGACAUGUGUGUGGACCACUCGCGACACAUUCUCUACGUGCUACACGACGACGCUCAAGUGAGCGUGUUCGACCUGGGAGCCAAUGGAGACGAGAUCAAGGCAGUCUGUGCCGUAAACCUGCUGGCCGACGGGGCCAAAUACGCGCGCGAGAACCGCCGGACACGCGUAUCCUGUCCUGAUGAGAGACUUUUCCAGCCGGCCGUGGCCGGAUCGCCUAAUCCUUUGAAGGUUGUCGCGCUGUCUACCGUGUCGCCGGACGAGUCCAAGGUGGUGACGCUUGUGGCCGUCACAUCCAACGGUAUCCGCUUCUACUUGACGGUAUUUUCACGUCGAUACACGUACUCUGGAGCUGGCAACUAUGGCCGAGCCAAACGUCCGUCCAGACUCGAGAUUCUUCACAUUCGUCUGCCUCCUCCGGCGAUCUCACUGCGUGACGCACCGCCGUACCACUCCAAGGAAGGGAUGCAGCCAGGCUACGCACCGGGCAAGAGUCCUAGCGCCGUGCACGUUGCCUUCCACCGUAAGGGCGUCUUUCUGUGCAUCGAAGGCCGACGAGACCAACAGGACCAGCUUGUGGGCAUCGCUCACGACCCUAUUAGCACCACAGCACUCCCCGUACAUACAGGCUUGGCGGCCAGGAAGCCAACGAUCCGAGAAGCUGUUUCUUUGGACACCUGCAUCGGCAAGGUUGUGGAUAUUCAAGAACUGGAUCCGCAUUCGAGCGAGGGUUCGGAGAGCUCGUGGAUGGCGCACGCCGAGGCGAUCGCGGCUGUUAAUGCGAGCACAAAGGGGGCCAACAGCGGUAGCAAGCGUUCAUUCGACGAAAUGAAUACCGGAAUCCCAGCUGGAAGUGCGUCGGAGAACGCGCCUGUCGUCGGAGAGAUGGCGCUCAUGUAUUCUCAACCUUCGCGACACUUUUUGUGUCUGACGAACGCUGGUAUUCAGGUCUUCAAGAAGAUUCGACCGCUGGAUCAGCUUCACCGUGUUCUUCUGCUUUCUCGUGGCCAUGACCACAAGGCUGUGCUGACGCCGUUUGUUCGCUGCUUUGGUGAAAUUCAGGUGGUAUGUAUGCUCAUCGCCUUGGCAUGUGGUGUCCCCACUGAUCCUCUAGUCAGUGAGACUUCCACGACCGCUUCCUUGAUCACGCCGCGUCCUGGCGGGUUGGCCAGUAUGAAGAGUGACGAUUAUAUCUACACGGCCGCUGUGCAGAGUAUCUUCGAGAUCGCUCAGGGCCCUCCUGACAACGUGGCCGUGGAGCCCGCUACCUCUACGUCUAACGGGACGUCAUCAGCUUCAAGUACGCGUAUCGUGCUGACCACGGAGUUCGGCAUGUCGUACCAACACGACGGUCUGGUCGCGUUCGCGUGUCGUGUGUUGCGUCCUCUCUGGACUUCCAAAACGCUCGGCCGACGUGUAGUCUCCCGUGUCUCCAACUCUAAGCCGUCAGCCAAGUCUCCUGGGUAUGUGACGAGCUUCGAGAACGUCCAUUCUCCUGAGAAACUGGACGAGAUCCGCGAGAUUCUCUUCCAGCUACGACAGCUCAUGGAGAGUGCUGGGCCGUUUGCUGUGUCAAUCAGUGGAGGCGCAGCACUAGAGAACAAUCCGAGCUUAGACGGCGUGCUGAGCGAGAGUACGGAGGUUGGGCUAUCUCGUGUGUCGGAGCUCGUGAUGCGUCACCAGAAAUCACUCAAUGAGGACCAGCUCAAGCGCGAGACGCGGUUCAAGGCCGAGCAGCGAUCUCUGUACUAUCUGUACCAGUUGGUACUGCGUAGUAUUGAGGCCAUCUCUUUGCUGCGGAUUGCUCAGGAGUACAAGGUUUCUUUAGAGGAACCUCUUGCUCGUCUCAGCUUCAGCGACCUGGUGACGACGACGGACGGUGCGCUAGCGGCCAAGACCAUGACGAAGGCUCUGAUGCGUGGCCGCAACGAGAACAACCAGUUCCUGAUCAAGCAGCUGCGUGAGCAGUGCCCCACGUUCUUCUCCGUGUCGGAUCUGUGGCACUAUCAGGGAUACCGAAGCCUGUCGAAUGCCAAGCUCAGCGGCUCUCCUGUUGCUCGCAAAAACUUCUUAAAGGAAUCUCUGGAUCAAUUCUUGAACUCGUGCCACAUGUGGGACACUGAGGACUGUCUGGAUGUUCUCCAGGGCAUCUGCGAAGACUACACUCUGCUCAACUAUUACGAAGGCGUGGUGAAGCUCUCUCUCGCCUGCGCCAAGCACUUCCACGACGCAGCAGCUUCGGAUCUCAGCGGUGUUAAGCAGACGUGGAAGAAGCGGUGCUUUGGCUGCAUCUUGCUCGCUCUGCACAAGCUUCUGGGUGGAGACACAGCGAGCGCGAGUCCACAGGCCGUUGAAGAGAUGGUGACACUGGACGACGAGACGAGGAAUAAGUAUGUGGAAGAACUCUUCCACUUCGCAUUGGCUUCAGAAGACGACAGCUUCCAUAACCUGCUGUACACGUGGCUAUACGAACGCGGCCACUCCCAUCUGCUGACGUCUAUCCGCUCUCCGUACAUUGAAGAGUUUUUGAAGGAGAAGGACCAAGAUCUGCUCGUCAAGCUCUACAUGGAUCAACACAAGUAUCUCGUAGCAGCUAAAGUGUGGUGGGCCCGUGCGCACGAGGACUCUAUGGGUGAAGACGAGUACGCGUCUACCUCUGCACUGGUGGUCUCCAAUAACCCGGACAUUGUCAAGCGUCAGUACUACGUGUCCAAGGCUUUGGGCUGUCUGAAGAGUCUGGAAGAUGUGGGUGAGGCCUCGGAGGCUAUCAAGGAAGUACGCGACGUGCUGGAUGUGUUGCAGUUGCAGGUUCGAGUCCUUAAGGCGCUGGAGCAACAGGUGAUCGAGUUGGAAGCUUCUUCCUCAGAUGAACAGCUACGACAACGCAAGACGGACUUGCAGCUGCUCACGUUCAAGCUCUUUGACGCGUCGACACUGUACAACCGCUUCGCGUCCAAGUACGACAUGUGGACGGAAUGUCUGCACAUUAUCCACGUGUGCAAGUCCGAGGAAGCCGAUGUAAUCGCGUCAUUGUGGCGGAAGAUCAUCUUCAGUCUGUUGCCUCAAUCCUCCAACAACGCAGCAUUCAACGCGUGGCGACUGGAUCAGUGCGAGAAGGCUGGAUUACUGGCUACUUCGAGUAGUACGGGAGGAGGCUCUUCUUUCGAGAGUGGCAACUGGAUUGGUCAGAUGCAGUGCAAGAUACUGAGAUUGGGCAAGUCGCUGUACCUGGAAGGCGACGACAGACACGGUGGCUCGGCUGACAUUGGAGAGUUCGUGUUCCCUGUGGGCUUCCUGGCCGAUGUGCUCGAGUGGAUCUCUCUGUGGUAUAUCCGAUCAACGGGUAUCGGUGCGUUUACUGGAAGUGUCGCCUCGGCCGCUGCUAUUGACGCUACGACGUUCAACUGGGUGCUCAAGCUCUUCCUGGACGUGGGUGUGCCGCACCGAGUACUGCUCAGCUACUACGAACAGCUCUACCGUGAACAACCGGAACGACUUUAUCGUGAAGGAUGGACGCUGCACUUGCUACAGUCGAUGUUGGCCAUUAUUACUAUCUGGAAGAAACACGCCAUCUCUCCUCGUGCUGGAAAGGACCAACUCGCAGAGUUUGCGGCCUGCUGUCCCAACGUCGUGGACCUCUGCGAUGGAUUUAUCACGGAUCUGCGCGCCACAUCACAGGACGAGAGCGGAGAGGCGUCGACGUUGCUAGAACAAUUCCGUCGGGUGAAAAGUGAACUGUUGAACUUCCGAACCCUCAUGUAGGAAACAAAAAAUCUAACAGAACAGACCAAGAUGUGUGACAGUGAACCAGAGAGUGAACGAAUAAAUUACACGUUUUGGCUUAAA
Messenger RNA from Phytophthora nicotianae INRA-310, 4688 nucleotides. RefSeq lists its product as hypothetical. The transcript has 2 exons. Bases 48 to 4604 code for a protein of 1518 amino acids. Gene Ontology annotation, biological process: protein import into nucleus; transcription-dependent tethering of RNA polymerase II gene DNA at nuclear periphery; protein localization to nuclear inner membrane. Gene Ontology annotation, molecular function: structural constituent of nuclear pore. Gene Ontology annotation, cellular component: nuclear pore inner ring; nuclear pore. NCBI's taxonomy places the organism in Eukaryota, Oomycota, Peronosporomycetes, Peronosporales, Peronosporaceae. The record is from RefSeq and is a predicted model, not a curated record.